GCGUUGCCAGAUCUAUUCACUUAAGUUACUUACAAGCGACAGAAAACUUUUAACAAUUUAAUAUUAAAAAACACGGUUUAUGCUGAAUUAAAAUGCCAGGCGACGCGGAAAACAGCAGUACCGAUACCACCAAUGACCACAUUGAUUUGGCCCUGUACCGACAGCUGGUCAAACAGUUUAUAGACAUGAGACGCUACUCCACGGCACUGUUCUGGGCAGAAAAGGUGUCCGUGCUCAGUGGUCAGGAGCCCCGAGAUAUAUACUACCAGGCGCAGUGCAUGUUCCUGUUGGGGGAGUACCAUCGCGCUGCCCACACCAUACAGCACCACAAGCUGGAGAAGAACUCCCUGCCGUGUUUUAACCUGCUCCUGGAGAGCCUCUAUGCGGCCAAGGAGCUUACAGAGGCGGCCAAUGUCAUUCAGAACGUGGAGGUGGAGGUGAUGACUACGUCGCUGAUCAAUCAGCCCGUGGACGCCGGCAGUGGCUGCUACCUGGAGAGCAACAGCGUUUUUGGUGGCGAAGAAAACCAUCGAAAUGAGUUGUUAUCAUCCAUUUACCUGAUGAAGGGCAAGGUCUACGAGGCCAUGGACAAUCGCGGCAUGGCCAUGGACUUUUAUGUCCAGGCUCUCCACAAAUCCAUUUACUGUUUCGAGGCCUUGGAGGCUCUGGUUCAGCACGAAAUGCUGAUGGCGUGGGAGGAGUUCGAACUGAUGCAUCAUUUGCCACUGGCACAGCAAUCCAGCGAAACGGACGCCAAGUUUAUUUUAAAACUCUACGAGUCGCGGCUAAAGAAAUACUACGAGUUAAUAUCGGCUCGUAACGCUGAGGAAAUCUCCCCCAUUGUUAAUCCUGACGCACUGAAGUUUAUUAAGGAAUUUACGGCCCGAGUGCAGCAGACUGGUACCUCAGAUUCCCAGUUGCCCAAAGUAAGCACACUCAAGGUGUCGCUUACGCCCAGUCAUUUCAUGUCGCCCGCUCGAAAAGUACUGGAGGAUUUAAAGGCACCCACUUUCUCACUGCAAACAAGUCUCUCCAAGGCCUCCUCACUUGUUGAUGCUUCCCAUCGGUCGAUGUUUGACUCCUCCAGCAGAAGGCGAUCAAGAGAUCACGACACAGACACCUUGAUUGCUCUCGGGGAUUGCUUGAACCGAGUACAACGCAGCACGGAUUUGAUGGCCUCCGAGGCGGAGAAGUGUUUCUACGACUGCGACUACAAACAGUGCCUGAAAAUAUUAAACGAACUGCUUAAAGUGGAUCCUUUCCAUAACAACGCGCUUACCAUUCAAAUUGCCUGCCUGGUGGAAAAUGGUGACUUCAACCGUCUCUUCUACGUGGCCCAUAAGCUGGUGGAUCGCUAUCCGGACAAGGCGAUUUCCUGGUACGCCGUCGGCUGCUACUACGACAUGAUAGGCAAAAGCGAUCCCGCUAGGCGAUAUCUCUCCAAGGCCACUGCCCUGGAUCGACUUUAUGGCCCUGCUUGGCUGGCGUACGGCCACAGUUUCGCCAAUGAAAACGAACACGAGCAGGCGAUGGCGGCCUACUUUAAGGCCACACAACUGAUGCGGGGAUGUCAUCUGCCUUUGCUCUACAUCGGUGUGGAGUGUGGACUAACCAAAAACCUAGAGCUGGCCGAGAAGUUUUUCCUGCAGGCUAUGAAUAUAGCGCCGUUGGAUGUGUAUGUUCUUCAUGAGCUUGGUGUGAUUAAGUAUGAGUACGAGUUCUUCGACGGCGCCGCCACCAUCUUCCAAUGCACCGUCGAUAUUGUGAAACAGCGGGCCAAGACCAACAACGAGGAGAUCUCUGCUCGCUGGGAACCGCUUUUUAUCAAUCUGGGUCACUCACUACGCAAGAUCCACAAGUAUGAGGAGGCGCUGUACAACUUUCAAUAUGCCCUGCUCUUAAAGCCGCAGAAUCCCACGACAUACACAUCCAUAGGAUUUAUACACGCCCUGCUUGGAAAUCUUGACCCCGCCAUCGAGGCCUUCCACAAGAGCUUGGCUCUGAACAGAGACUGUAUAGUGACAUCCACCAUCCUUAAGAGCUGCAUCGAGGACCUAAUGGACGACCCGGCUACGAUCGAUGAGAUCUGCAGCGCCGCCUUACGAGAUGUGGCCAAGAACAUCACUGCCAAUAGUCGUCGUGUGAUGAACUCGGACAAAUUUAAUGGGAUGAAGCUCAAGUUCGACGAGGAGGAGGAGUUCGCCAACUCUGAUUCCAACAUGGUGGUGGAAAUGAGUUUCGAUACCUAGAAAAUAUUUACCUUAACUUAUAACAAUCAUACAGGUUAGCUCCGAUCAUUAGCCAGGCAAACAAGUAUCAUGCACUUGAACUUAAUUCGUGGCCAAAGCAAACACAGAUGUUUAUGCUCGAUCUGUACUUUUCUGUUUUGCUCUGGCUAAUGAGCAGAGUCUUGGGAUUUUUCAGCCCUGUUUUUCCCACCAUCAAUUGAAGUAGCCGCCAUGUGAAUAACAUUUAGUAUUUAAGAAUGUGCAAAAGUCUCAUUUGAAUCAUAAUUGUGCGGGCCAGCCAAGAAAGGUCCCAAUCAAGUUAUCUCAAUCAUUCUGUAGCUUAUAAACUAUAGUUGUAAUUAAAGCUAGCUUAGUCUCCGCAAGGAACUAAACUUGUAACCAAACAGUAA
Messenger RNA from Drosophila rhopaloa, 2638 nucleotides. It is a transcript of the gene Cdc16, whose product is annotated as cell division cycle protein 16 homolog. Gene Ontology annotation, biological process: cell division. Gene Ontology annotation, molecular function: protein binding. The transcript is spliced from 6 exons. Lineage: Eukaryota; Metazoa; Arthropoda; Insecta; Diptera; Drosophilidae. The record is from RefSeq and is a predicted model, not a curated record. The coding region runs from base 93 to 2249 and encodes 718 amino acids.